GGCGGGGCUUCCUUCGAGGGGCGGGGACGCAAGGUAAAGAGUCUGGAGCGGACCCUGGGAGAGUCAGAAGCACAUCCGGUGUUAGAAGAGCCGUGUGGGCUCCUGAGAGGCGGGUUAGAAGAGCGGAGGCUGUGUCCCACAGACAGUAGCAUCAUGAAUAUAUUUGAUCGGAAGAUCAACUUUGAUGCACUCUUUAAAUUUUCCCACAUAACCCCCUCGACACAGCAGCACCUGAAGAAGGUUUAUGCCAGUUUUGCCCUCUGUAUGUUUGUGGCGGCUGCGGGGGCUUAUGUCCAUGUGGUCACCCAUUUCAUUCAGGCUGGCCUGCUGUCUGCCUUGGGCUCUUUGGGGUUGAUGAUUUGGCUGAUGGCAACACCUCACAGCCAUGAAACUGAGCAAAAAAGACUGGGACUUCUGGCUGGAUUUGCCUUCCUUACAGGAGUUGGCCUGGGCCCUGCUCUGGACUUGUGCAUUGCCAUCAACCCCAGCAUCCUUCCCACUGCCUUCAUGGGCACAGCAAUGAUCUUCACCUGCUUUACCCUGAGUGCACUCUAUGCCAGGCGCCGUAGCUACCUCUUUCUAGGAGGUAUCUUGAUGUCGGCCAUGAGCCUGAUGCUCUUGUCUUCCCUGGGGAACCUUUUCUUCGGAUCUGUUUGGCUUUUCCAGGCAAACCUGUAUUUGGGGCUGGUGGUCAUGUGUGGCUUUGUCCUUUUUGAUACUCAACUCAUUAUUGAAAAGGCUGAAAAUGGAGAUAAAGAUUAUAUCUGGCACUGCGUUGACCUCUUCUUAGAUUUUGUAACUCUCUUCAGAAAGCUCAUGAUGAUCCUGGCUAUGAGUGAGAAGGAUAAGAAGAAGAAGAAGUGAAGCAGCCAUCCAGCCUUCCCCAGUUUGACUUCCUCUCCCUCAGCCCCUCAUUUCCUCUUUGCACACAUUACAGGUGGCGUGUUCUGUGAUAAUGAAAAGCAUCAGAAAAGCUUUUGUACUUUGUGGUUUUCUCUAUUUUGAAUUUUUUGAUCCAAAAAACUGAUUAGAAUAUAGUUUGGAGUUUGGCUUCGUAUUCCUGGGGUUUUUCCCCGCCCCCGUUUUCUGACAGCCCCCAUGCCUAGCCUCUUCCUCUGCUCAAGCAGCCAGCCCACCGUGAUAAGGAGCGGGGUCUGCAGCAAAGGCAAACUCCAAGAGUCCGCUCUCUGGUCAAGCUUCACCAAGUGGACCCAGACUGGUAAAGACGCCUCGGCCCUUCCUUCCUCAGCGGUGUUUGGUUUGUGCACAGUUCCUGUGGGACUAGGCAGUGUGUUUUCCACUGGAAAGAUUGCUGGUCCCAUUGUUACUUGGGCUUAUUGUAUCUAAGCUGUCAGCCCCUACAAGGAAAACGAAAAGCCUCUUCUGGUGGAUGCUGAGCUUCCUCUGAGCUGCCCGAGUCACCGCUGGUCUGGCAAACACACCUUUCUGCCUUGCUAUCACAAAAGGAAUGUGGAUUUUUGUGUGUUCCCUUCCCAAUCCCUUAUCUGAUCCUCAGGGAAUCUGCCUGCUUUCCAUCCAUGGGGUGGGAGGAUUUCAGUACAAAGGGAAAUUCUUGUCAGGCAUUUAAGAAAGGCUGAUUAUGUAUGGCAAGAUACAGAAAAUUCAAACUGUCCCAGUCUUUUUUUUUUGAUCACUAUCUUAAUUACCGAGUGGCCUCUAUUAGGUGACUAUGAUUAAGGAUUCCAGGAGAGGAAGGAUAAGAAAGGGGCAUGGUUGAGCCUCUAGGGUGAUUGUAACUAAUCCUGCCAGACAAACCCAGAUAAGGACCCGCUUGAGGCAGGAGAGAGCAAAAUCUCCACUAACUGCAUCUUUGUUUAGACCAGGGGAACCAGCUAUGAUGACUCCGGAGGCCGUGUUCAGAACAGUCCGUAGGUGCAUUUUUGUCUUAUCCAAACUGAGCACUAAUAAGUAGUGUCAGGCCAGAGAUUAGGGGCAGUCGAUAAAUGUCCAUUUUACAGAUGCACUUUUAGGUUUUGGUCUAUUCACCGGUUUCUAGAAAUCUGCAGCUGCCUUUAGGCAGCGGCCGGGCGACCAAACCUCUGAUUUCCUGCAACUUUGUGUUUGGAAGUGUAGGGGGCCGUACUAACGGGGGUCACCAGCUCCUCCCCGAGAGCGGCCACAGUCAGCUGGCACAGAACGGCAGGCAGCCUUGGGAGUGGUGGUGUCUCUGGCUGUUCACAGAGCUUCAGCCUAAGGAGGGCUGGAGCCAUCUAAAACUCAUUCCUCGUAGGACACCAUUUUUGGCUUUCCCUGUUCACAACCAGUAUACAGUUUGACCCAGUGGCUGCUGGCUCACAGCGUACCACAUCACCAUACCCCAUGAGACAGUUGUGUUGGCAGGCCGUGUGGUUCCUGGAGUGGCAUGCCACCCGGAAGAAUGGCUUGCUUCUGCAGAGGAUACUGCUCUCUGAGCUGCUGUCCCCAGCCUGUCAGUUGAGAAUUUACCAGAAGGGAUUUCCUUCCUAUCAACCCCCCACUAGCAACUCUCCAUAAAUUUAUUGAUUCUCUGCUAGGCCUGAGAAUCUGUUAAAUCUUCUGAAGCCAAACUCCACCUCUUGUGCUUUUUUGCUUGGGAUUAAAGGAGUUUUUCUUUAGAAACAGUGCCAAGAAUGACAAGAUAUAAAAAACUACUUUUAAAGAAAAUACCUAACAGGUUUUUAAUACAGUAAUCACUGUAGUUAUCACUUUCUUUUCUAGUUCCUUGGUUUUCAGCUCAGGCUGCAUUCUCUAACUCAUACUGUGAAGACAAAGGUGUUUUUGAUUCAGAAAUAUAUGAAAUUACAUAGUCUUAAUUUGUAAAAAAUAAAGAAAAUUCCUUAACCUUU
Messenger RNA from Cervus elaphus (red deer), 2846 nucleotides. RefSeq names its product transmembrane BAX inhibitor motif containing 6 (gene TMBIM6). Gene Ontology annotation, molecular function: enzyme binding. Lineage: Eukaryota; Metazoa; Chordata; Mammalia; Artiodactyla; Cervidae. The transcript has 10 exons. The record is from RefSeq and is a predicted model, not a curated record. Gene Ontology annotation, biological process: negative regulation of RNA splicing; negative regulation of endoribonuclease activity; negative regulation of apoptotic signaling pathway. Gene Ontology annotation, cellular component: mitochondrial membrane. Bases 154 to 864 code for a protein of 236 amino acids.